CAUAGGUGUCGGGUAUCGCUCGAAUGUACAUUGAGAUAACUAUAUCAGUCUGCAAAAGCAAUAGGUAGUUAUCGGGCCUCGCAAACACUAGUCUGAUAAUAUUCCUUGCUAAACAUUGUCGUUUAUGUUCUUACACUUAAAAUACAAGUUUCUAUAACAAUAAUAAUGGAUGUUUAUAGAAAUUUUAAUUAUGAGGUGCAACCGCCAAUUAUUUCGUUGACAGACUACCGGGAUCAGAGGUUACUGAUGGGAGUGGGACGCAGAACUAAUUCUGAAAUAGACACCUCCGAUGUGGUAAUAAAUGGCAACACGCUGACAGCGAAAAUGACUGUCAAUAACUACAAUAUCCCAUACGUUACCAAAAUGAGUCCCGAGCAAGUGAUUGGCGGCGUGGUGGGCUUCCAGGUGAAGGUGGUUACAGCCUUGACAGACGGACAGUCAUGCAACAUGACUAUGUACAAUAACUUAGUGUUCGUACAAUUUGUCAAGCGACGACAGAAUGACGAACUCAACUACGUGUUGAAGCUCACCGUCCCAGAACUAGAAAUAGAGGACAAACGUUUCACCAGUGACGACGGCACGUGGCACUUGAUCCACGAAAAUAAACGCCAGAAUUACACGUUUAACGUAAAUGUACAGUUGGAGGUAGUACCGCGCGUUAAUUCGUUCGCGAGCUUGCAUGACGACGAGGAGUUGACAGACUUUGAGCUGCGCGGGACGGAUGGGUCAGUCCGCAUGCAUCGCGCCGUGCUGGCUGCUGCUAGUCCUGUGCUGCGACGUAUGCUGGGUGGCGUGUGGCGUGAGACCGAGGAGGGCCGCGCCGAAAUGCCCGGCACCACGCGCGUAACACUGCAGGACCUUAAAACCUACUUAUACCUGCGCACGCUACCCGACACAGGCGUGGAGGAGCUGUUGCUGCUCUCGUCUUGCUAUAUGAUGCCAGAAUUGGAGAAGCGGUGCGUAGACAAGCUCGUGCAAAACAUAACCCCGGAGAAGACCCUCGAAAUGAUCGAGUUCGCGGCUAAGAACAAGAUGACACAGCUGAUGCUGGCGGUACUGGAUUGCGUGCAGUCCAGCAUCGUCCGCGUCGCCGACAUGCGGAAUCAUCUCCAGCAGCCCGAGUGAACCUGCAUUGCUGCCAAGCGGUGCUUUACGUUUGGACAAAAACUACAAACAACGUAGGUACAGUGAACGAGUAAAAAUUAAAAUAAGUUGAUGUAAAAAUAUGAAGGUCCUAUUUAUGUGCUAGAUGGCACAAAUGUGAUAUUGUAUUAUCAAAUUUGUAUCAUAGUCUGUUUUUAAUUCGAGAAUUUGUUCAAAGCUUAACAACGGCGCAACGGCGGACAAGUUGUGAACAUUAUUUUAUUGUUGCCAUACCGCAGUUUAAUCAUUAUUACCUACACAAAUAAUUCGGGGGGUACGCGUGAAAUUACAAGACUACGAAAUAAAACACAAUAUAACUAAUAUGCACAAUAGACCAAAAAUUAAAUUAUUAUAAGAUGCUAAUGGACGUGAGCAUUCACUUGAAACAGGACAUGGAGCAUUCGCCAUUUUUAUAUUUAUCGAACUGAACAACGAGCCGAGCAUAGAGCCACACAUUGCAACGAACAUUCUAGCGAAUGCUCUAGUCAAUGUCAGCCUUGAUGAAAUUUUAAUGUCAAUCGUUAGAACGCUCGAUCAGGAGAGCGUUUGCUCUCCAGAACUUAGUUUGCUAUCAUGUUUAUUUUAACAAAUCUACUAUUAUGAAAUCAAUGUCAUACAAUUCUACAACUAUUGUAAUUGCAAACUAAGGCCUCUGAACACUCGCUAGAAUGCUCGCUAAAGCGCUGUCGUAAUUUUUCUGAAAUAUUGCAAGGAUGCUCAUUACAAGCGAAUGCUUCAGUUUAUCAGCAGUCGGCAACUUUAUGGUCCAAUAUCCAGAGGCGGAUUAAAACUAGAUAGCGCCCUAGGCGCUUCAUAGGCGCCCCUAACUUUGGUGCCAACGCCACUGUGGGCAGUUGGGCACGCUCGUCUCGCGGCGCCCCUCCAUAUCCUGGCGCCCUAGACAUUCGCCUAGUUUAUCUUUUUAUAAUACGGCCCUGGAUAUUGGCAGAUAUGACUUACUAAAAUUUAUUUUUUGACUUUAUUUCUUAAUUAUAGUAGUAAUUUAAGCCAUUUUCUUUACAGAUAAAAUAUCUAAAUACUAUCAGUACGUUUUACUUUGACAUUAGCAUCGUUAUUGUAGGUAUGAACUAUUUCUGUUUUGCUCAACACUGACUUAGUAGGUAGGUUAUUUUCAGUCAGCUCGCGCUGUAAAG
Spodoptera littoralis (African cotton leafworm) is the source of this 2297-nucleotide messenger RNA. The record is from the annotation of a GenBank genome assembly. NCBI's taxonomy places the organism in Eukaryota, Metazoa, Arthropoda, Insecta, Lepidoptera, Noctuidae.